This is a messenger RNA of Cucumis melo (muskmelon), 2364 nucleotides long. RefSeq names its product K(+) efflux antiporter 6. Gene Ontology annotation, cellular component: membrane. The record is from RefSeq and is a predicted model, not a curated record. Gene Ontology annotation, molecular function: potassium:proton antiporter activity. Gene Ontology annotation, biological process: potassium ion transmembrane transport; proton transmembrane transport. The coding region runs from base 263 to 2011 and encodes 582 amino acids. The transcript is spliced from 20 exons. Lineage: Eukaryota; Viridiplantae; Streptophyta; Magnoliopsida; Cucurbitales; Cucurbitaceae.
CCGCCAGAAGUCGGCCAUGCGUGUAGCUUCGCGGCAUAGAACAACGAUUCGUAUUUCAUAGAUAGACUUAGACUACACAUUGACCCUUUAACUCUGGUCUGGUUAGCCACUGACUACCCUCCUCUCCUUCAAACGCUCUCUUCCUUCUUCCAUCCUUCCUUUUUAUUUAUUAUUCAUUUUCUCAAUCUCCCCCCGAAUCCUUGUCUUCUCCUCUCCCAUGGUGUCUAACUAGCCGGCAACAUCUCCUUUUCACCUCUCCGCAAUGUUGAACCUCUUCUCUUCAUCUCACCGCAUUUCCAUUUCCAUCUUCAUCUUCCUCUUCUCUGCGCCGUUGCUCCCUUCCUCCUCCCUCUCCGACUCCGAUCAACCGCUUCUCGCUAACGCUACGCUCCUGUCCAAUAAUGUUUCCGUUCCGAGGAAUAAGGAAGGUAGUUUUGCUGACAUCAUUGAUCGUGCUUUGGAGAAUGAGUUCAAGGAGAAUGACCAGAAUGAAGCAAUUGAUGCAGGAAGCUUUAACAACAGUGUAGCAGAGCAGCAGGCAACUCUGGAGACUGUGGCAAGGGUAAAGUCAAAGAAAAAUGAUACGAAAGAGGAAAAGUUUCAGCUUCAAAACGUUUUCAAUUUGGACAGUGAUAAUAGAGCUGAAGAUACCCCUACAUUGAUUGAUCGAAAGGACAAUGUCUUUAUCAUAUCUAACUUCAAGUCUAAAUAUCCAGUGCUGCAAUUAGACUUGAGAUUGAUAUCUGAUUUGGUUAUCGUAAUUGUCUCUGCAACUUGUGGUGGCAUUGCCUUCGCCUGUGCUGGACAACCAGUUAUAACUGGAUACCUUCUAGCAGGAUCUAUUAUUGGACCUGGAGGAUUUAACUUUGUCAGUGAAAUGGUUCAAGUUGAAACGGUAGCUCAAUUUGGUGUAAUUUUUCUUCUUUUUGCAUUGGGUUUGGAGUUCUCAACAACUAAGCUACGAGUUGUUCGUGCAGUUGCUGUUCUUGGUGGGCUUCUCCAAAUUUUCCUAUUUAUGUGCCUCAGUGGGAUCACAGCCUCGUCAUGUGGUGGGAGUGCUUCUGAAGGAGUUUUUGUUGGAGCGUUCCUAUCUAUGUCCUCAACAGCAGUGGUGCUGAAGUUUCUGAUGGAAAAGAACUCUACUAAUGCUCUUCAUGGACAAGUCACAAUCGGCACCCUUAUUUUGCAGGACUGUGCUGUUGGGUUACUGUUUGCUUUGCUUCCAGUACUAGGUGGGAAUUCUGGUAUUCUUCAAGGAGUGAUGUCUAUGAGUAAAGUGUUGGUGAUCUUGGUUGGUUUUUUGAUUGCUUUGUCAAUUUUAUCCCGUACAUGUAUUCCUUGGCUCUUAAAACUGAUGAUAAGUCUAUCAUCACAGACCAACGAACUUUAUCAAUUAGCCUCAGUGGCGUUCUGCUUGCUUGUAGCCUGGUGUAGUGAUAAGUUGGGGCUAAGUCUAGAAUUGGGUUCCUUUGCCGCUGGAGUGAUGAUAUCCACAACCGAUCUUGCUCAACACACACUUGAACAAAUAGAGCCUAUAAGGAACUUUUUUGCGGCCCUUUUUCUUGCCAGCAUUGGAAUGCUGAUCCACGUUCAGUUUUUGUGGAACCACGUUGAUAUAUUACUAGCAGCUGUUAUAAUUGUGAUAAUUGUAAAAACAAUCGUAAUUAGCACAGUGGUGAAGGGAUUUGGGUAUAACAACAGGACAGCACUUUUGGUUGGAAUGUCUUUGGCUCAGAUAGGAGAAUUUGCUUUUGUUCUUCUCAGCCGUGCUUCUAAUCUUCAUCUAGUUGAGGGGAAACUGUAUCUAUUGCUUAUUGGGACCACAGCCCUCAGUCUGGUGACAACUCCUUUUCUUUUCAAGCUAAUACCUGCUGUAGUACAUUUAGGCGUGCUAUUGCGGUGGUUUUCUCCAGAUAGUCUCGUUGAGAUUGGAUUUAAAGGAGACAUCAUCCGCUCGGACAGUGUAAAGCAACGGGUUAUGUUGAUAGUCCAGGGAUCUCACGAUUCAUGACAUUGAUUGUAUGUCAAUUGAAAAUGAAAUAUCAUUUUCUUCUCAAGGAGUCAAAUUCUGGCCAGCUUAUUCCCAUGUGCAAGUGAAGUCGAUUGAACCACUCUGUAUAUUUGUUCAUGUUUUUCUAGCCAUAUAAAAGCGUGUCCAGAAUCAUUUUUUUGUUUCACUUAACUGACCACUUAGAUUUGGAAAAAAAAAAAUUCAGAUUAGAGAGUACUAGAGAUGGAUGACCAGAUAGUAGCCAGUACAAUAGAGGAACCCUAUUGUAUUUGUCUUCUUCGCUAUGACCUGAUUCUUUGUAAAAUGUAUUAUAGUUUGGAUAUUUAUAAUGAAAUUGGUACUGCACAAAAUAA